AUGCCGAGGAAAUUGUGCUGGCUUUUCAAUCGGAACAAGCCGAAAGAUAAAGCGGGUUCCCAACAGAUAAGCACCAACAUUGAAGACAACGGCCUCAAACUACUAUAUACAGGCUCAGACCCACAAUUCGAUAUCGUCGCAGUCCACGGACUAAACGGCCACCGCGAAAGAUCAUGGACAGCAUCCAACGGCGUUAACUGGCUUCGAGAUUUGCUGCCAGCUGAUCUUCCUCAGACCAGGAUAUAUACCUGGGGUUACAAUGCACCGCCUGGGACAACUUCUCUCCAGGAAAUCUCCGAGAGAUUGAUCUCUGAUCUUUGGGAGAUGAGAGAGUCUACAGCAACACAUAAUCAUCCCGUUAUUUUCUUCGCACAUAGUGUUGGGGGGUCUGUCGUCAAGAGUGCUCUACUAUACUCCGACUCGGCACAAGAGACUUCAAUCCACCACCUUCGGAGUAUUAGCCUCUCAACGAAGGGAAUGUUCUUCAUUGGCACACCAGAGCUAGACUCUAGACUUGCGGGAUUACAAAGUUUCGUCUCUACUUUCAAGGGAACCGACCAGGAGCAAAGCGACAGUUAUAAGGAAGCAAGCUGGCUAGUUGAUCUAUUGGAGCGGUUUUCUUCAUUCGGCGGGAGUUUUCGAACGGUUUUCGUUUAUGAAAGGCCUAAUAAUGCCUCGUCAGCACAGAGUAUUCCAUCACCGCCGCACAAGCUCGCUUCAUGUAUGGCAAUUGAUGCUGAUCAUAAUCACAUGAACAAGUUUGGAUCACCUUUGGACGUUGGGUAUUUGAGGAUCAAGGAAUAUCUACUUGAAAUGACUGAAAAUGCCGAUGAGGGCAGUCCGUGGGAAUAG
This is a messenger RNA of Penicillium lagena, 852 nucleotides long. RefSeq lists its product as uncharacterized. The record is from RefSeq and is a predicted model, not a curated record. The transcript is spliced from 6 exons. The coding region runs from base 1 to 852 and encodes 283 amino acids. NCBI's taxonomy places the organism in Eukaryota, Fungi, Ascomycota, Eurotiomycetes, Eurotiales, Aspergillaceae.